AUGAUCACAAUUGUUAAUAAAAAGGGGAGGUUUUCUAAGGAUGAGAUUGAGAGGUUGACUCGAGAGGCCGAGAAAUACAAAGAAGAGGAUGAAGAAUACACGAAGAAAGUGGACGCGAGGUAUUCUUUUCUGAACUGCAUAGACGACAUGAAGGCCAAAAUCAAUAAAUUAGGACCAGAGCUGGCAGAGAAUUUAAAGAAGAAGAUUGAGAGUGCACUCCAUCAUGCAAAUCAGUGGUUGAAUAGCAAUUGCAGUAAGGGAGCCACCGUAGAGGACAUCAGCGUCAGGGUAGCUGAGUUGGAAAACGUUUGCAAUCCUAUCAUAGCAAAGUUAACAAAGUUUUACCAGCAGCGUGGUGCCAGUCCGGACAAUGAUAGCGAGUCUGAUUUAGUUCCUUUGUUAGGAGCCGACUUUAACAAUGAUACAUAG
This is a messenger RNA of Papaver somniferum (opium poppy), 429 nucleotides long. RefSeq names its product luminal-binding protein 3-like. Lineage: Eukaryota; Viridiplantae; Streptophyta; Magnoliopsida; Ranunculales; Papaveraceae. Bases 1 to 429 code for a protein of 142 amino acids. Gene Ontology annotation, molecular function: ATP binding; ATP-dependent protein folding chaperone. The transcript has a single exon. The record is from RefSeq and is a predicted model, not a curated record.